GGUUUAGAAAUGUGGCAACAUAUUUUGUAUGUUUGACACAUACAGAAGCAUCUUCAGACGGAGAAUCAUGUCUUUGGAGAGCGUUAGGAUGGUAAAUACAUUUCGGGAGGCCGGGAGAAGCUGAAGAAAUUUUAAGCAAGCAGACUGAAUUUGUUCCUGACACAGGUGGAUGAUUGUUGGAUUCGAAACGUCUGGAGAAAAACACAAAACGCGGAUGUAAAUGAGAAUUAUCGUCAGAACUAAUAAACUGACUUAAAUGGGAAAAGGAAAUUAGCUGAAGGUCUUCAUAUUCAGUCUAAUUUUGCUUCAGAAUCAGAGACUGACGAAUUGGCUCGUUAGCUAGCUAGUUAACAAGCUAACUAGCUCGAGCUUCCUUCAGGAUAUUAUAGGGAUGCUCGGACGCCUUAGCGUUAAAUCAAUGUUAAUAUUGCCAAACAUGUUAUUGUCAGUCAGCAAGCAUUGGCAUGCUUUACUACAUGGAGUUCAGCGUUGCUAGCUAACUAAAUUAGCAAGUUAGCUAUUUAUUUACUCGAAGGUUGGCGUAUUAUAAUCCACUGUCAAGUUAAACACAUCUCGCAUUGGCUAAAAGCUAGCUAGCUGGUUAAACGUUGGUGAUAUUAUUGCAUCCAAUUUAUAGCAUGAAUCCCAUGUUCUGCUUAUUUUCAGACUGAAGUGUUUGGCAGUCAGCUGUAUUAGCAAGACGAUGCUUGACAACAACCGGGGCAACUGACAGCUAAAAUUAGUCCGUCCCAAUGAUGCUGGAGAUGGGGACAGUGAAUUUAUGUUUUAGAUAGCACGCCGUGUUUAUCAUUUGCUUCCGUUUUCCUUGAUCAGGUUUGACCAUUUUCUAUCAAGCUAAACUGAUCAAUUCCCUUACUAUCACAGGAACUCAUCUUUUUGUGUGUGAUGUCACUUCAUAUUUUCUUGUAAUAUCAUAGUCCUCGUAUGACAUUGGCAUGGAAUUAGAAUGCUAACUAUUAGAAUGGAGUAAUUUAAUAGGAUCGAAAUGGACAUUAGCAUGUUGCCCCAGUAAUAGUUUGGUUCUUAGAACAUUUCUAUUUAGUCUGUGCUAUUUUGCUAAGCCACAUGUCACAAAUGAAUGUUGCAUUCUAAAGUAUACAUCAAAGUUCAUAAUUCUAUGGAAUGAAUUAUACGUUUUUCUUAAAAUGCACAUUGGAUUAGUUGACAACAUUUAAAAAAUGCAGGGUUAGUCACUGUAAAUGCAUGAGUAGUGGAUAAUUUAAGGCAACAUCAACAAUUAUGGGAAGUAGACAAAUCAAUGAAUAUAGGGAGUGCACUGGUUAUAAGCACUAAGGUGUUUACACAGUGCUGAGAUGUCAUAAAUUCAGAGCUAGACAGGCAGGUUUUUAUUUACCAUCAUGCAAAAUUUGCCUAUGGAUCUAAUCAAGGAUGUCAACUACCAUGUGUAGAAUAACAAUAUUGAAAUUGAGAAAGAAUUGGAUUUUGACUUUCAUGUAAGAGGAAUUAUAAGCUUUCUCAAAUUUGCUCAGGAAUUAUCUACUUAAAUGGAACAGACUCUGAUGUCUAGCCCUCUGGGGCAUUCUGAGUGGGAUCCAGAAGGCACAAGCUCCCAUGGAUUCAUCCUCUUGGAUUCAGAUAAAGGAGCCAUAAUGCCUCAGAGAAAAGGUGGUCAGACAGCUUUGGAUUUCCAGAAGGUUGACCAGGAUGUAUCUCUAUGCCUGGAAGAGCUUUUCCAGGAGAACGCCUUAAAUUUAGACAGUCUUUUCAGGACCUCCAGUUACUCUGGUGGAGACAAGAUUUUGCCAUGGGAGGGAGAUCAAUCUAAUCAUUCCCAAGAUGUUCCCCUGGACAAACCUUCAGAGUUAUCGCCUCUCAAAGACAAAAUUGAGGAACACAACAAUGUAAGUGACAGUCCUCUACCCUGGCUGUUAUUCUCCAAAACCACUGAUUUGCUCAGGGACAACUCGGUGUGCGAGGAACUAAAUUCCCUGCAAGAUCCACCUGUGAGUUACACAGACUCUGUUAACAGUCACAAGGAGCUGAUAACCCUCAGUGAACCUCCUUCCCCUGUGAAGGUUUCAGAUAGGACUCCAGAUACCAACACAGAGGCUUCCUCUUUGUUGGUAGAUCACCUCUCAUCUGAACACUUCCCCUUCUCCCCCAGCCCUGCCCCUUCAAGUGAGGUGAACCCACAGGGUGUCAGUAAGGAGCUUUUACUCCUGUCACUGGAUGAGGACAGUGGCUUCCCUCCUCCCUUACAGGGCGGGGAGACUGUGUCACCUGAAACCGGGGACAAAGGUUUAUUCCUGGAACCUGUGACUGAUCUACCCACAGUCAGUAACAGUACCCCUGAAGGUUUACCUGAGAGCAGCUUCUCACACGACGCCAUACCUACUGACUGCGCUAGCGAAUCGCCAGGGGUUCAGGUGGGAUCUGUGCCUUUGCUGGAUCUGGAGGUUCCUGACUGUGACAGCAGCCUCAGCCUCUGCCCUACUCCUCUUGAGUCACCUACCUGCACGGGUGCAUCACCUGCAGAGGAUUCAGAGCAGGAACACACGUUGGCUACUUCAAUCCUGACUAUAUCAGAGCACAGAGGUGAGGGGGACUCGUCCCUCCUUCUGAACUCUUCACCAUCGAUUGAACCCCCGUCGCCAAAGUUCCUUUCCAACAGAGAUGCUUCGGUCCUUGGUCACCUGCCCAGUGGCUGCAGCUCCGAGGAGAAUGGCCCCCAAUAUUUGAUGGAAGACAAAAUUAUUUUUGAUUUGACCAAACAUGAGGGAGAGGAGGAAAUGGCUCUGGAUCAGUGCUUGACCUCAGACGUGCUGCCCGAUGAGGAAACGUGGGACUUGAAACCACCUGAGGCUAUACAGGGUGACAGUGUUCCUGCCUUACAAACUGAACUGCACGAUGGGGAAAGGUUGGCAGACUUGGACCUGUUUGCCGGAACCACAGGUUGUCACAAACGUGAAUGUUUUGAUUGCCCAGUUCUGGAGUUGAAUGGUUUGUCUUCUGACUCUGGAUGGACUAGUGAACAAACAGUAGAGACGCUGUCACUCUCUAAGAUGGUGGGGUCUGACUCCAUGGUCCCCAUAGUGAAUCGGAGAGAGGAAGACCCGUCACCUCUGAAGGCAGUGUUUGACGCUCUGGACCAGGAUGGGGAUGGAUUUGUACGCAUUGAGGAGUUUAUGGAGUUUGCUGCUGCCUAUGGGGCUGACCAGGUGAAGGAUCUGACCAAGUUCCUGGACCCAAGUGGGCUGGGGGUGAUCAGCUUCGAGGACUUCCAUCGAGGAAUCUCGGCCAUCAGCAAUGGAGGGACAGAGCCCCAGCUCUACGAUGUGCACUUCAGCCCAGGGGACGGAGCCGUGGGCUGCUCAGAGGAGUACGAUGAGCAAAACGAGGUGACGGACAGUGCAUACCUGGGCUCGGAGAGCACUUACAGCGAGUGUGAGACGUUCACCGACGAGGACACAGGAGCCCUGGUCCAGCCCGAGAUGCACGAGGAUGUGGAGACGGACAGCGGCAUCGAGGCCACGCUCCACGACCCUGAGGACAGCAGCAACAGGUUCUCCCUAAGCUCUGAGUUGCACAGCCACACCCUCGUGACAGUGAUUGGCGGGGAUGAGGAACAUUUUGAGGACUUUGGGGAGAGCAACACCUCGGAGCUGCUGCUGGACACCACCGAGGAGGGAACUGAGGGAGAGGGGGACUCAUCCCACCUCCAGACCCCCAACCAGAGCAACUGCUCCUCCCUGCUACUCUCUCCCAGCUCCAGCAAGAGGCUGUCCAGCAAGAAAGUAGCACGACACCUCCUCCAGAACAGCUCCAUGACGCUGGACAGCAUGAGUGAGCUGUCCCGGGACAUACUGGACCUGGCUGACACCGACAUCACUGACAAGGUGCUCCUACUGGAGCGUCGCGUGGCGGAGCUGGAGAAGGACUCGGAGGCUAGCGGGGAGCAGCACGCGCGCCUUCGCCAGGAGAACCUGCAGCUGGUGCACCGGGCCAACGCCCUGGAGGAGCAGCUCAAGGAGCAAGAGCUCCGCGCCGAGGACCACCUGCACCAGGAGACCCGCCGCCACAAGGACGCCCUCACCAAGCUGGAGCGGGAGAGGGGCCUGGAGCUGGAGAACCUGCAGGCUAGGCUGCAGCAGCUGGAUGAGGAGAACAGUGAGCUGAAAUCCUGUGUGCCCUGUUACCGCGCCAACAUCGAGAGACUAGAGGAGGAGAAGAGGAAGCUGGAAGACGAGGUGGAGGACGUGACGGAGCGGCUGAACGAGGAGCUGGAAACCCGGAGGAAGACUACCGACAAGCUGACCCACGAGCGCCACCAGAACCAGAAGGAAAAGGAGCACACGCAGGAGCUGAUUGAGGACCUGCGGAAGCAGUUGGAGCACCUGCAGUUGUACAAGCUGGAGGCAGAGGCUAGGAGAGGACGCUCUCCCAGUGCCGGGCUGCAGGAGUACCAGAGCCGCACCCGCGAGGCCGAGUUGGAGCAGGAGAUCCGACGCCUCAAGCAGGACAACCGCAGUCUGAAGGAGCAGAACGAUGAGCUGAACGGCCAGAUUAUCAACCUGAGCAUCCAGGGAGCCAAGAACCUGGUGACGGCCUCCUUCUCCGAGUCGCUGGCUGCCGAGAUCAACUCUGUGUCCCGGGGAGAGUUGAUGGAGGCCAUCCGCAAGCAGGAGGACGUCAACUUCCGACUACAGGACUACAUCGACCGCAUCAUCGUGGCCAUCAUGGAGUCCAACCCCUCCAUGCUGGAAGUCAAGUAGAGGUGUUCGUCUUGGAGUAGGGCAGCCCGGCGGCCUCUCUGCCUCGCUGGACUGCCAUACUAGGAGAGACUGGCUAAACACUUAAAGACUGGCUACUGAGACUGGCCACAGAGAGAGCAAUACCUAUUGGACUAUAUUAGGUGGGGGAAAAGUACUCCAAUUACCGUUAAAGAAGAUUAAAGAAGAUUUAUUUUUUUGUCACUGUUGGUGGCUGUUGUCUAUGAAAAAAUAAGCUACAUGGUUUAAAGUCCCUGGGAUUUGAGCUUUGCUUUGUGUGUGUGUGUCUGUUCCCCCUGUAUACAGUAGGCUUUGGUUCUAAUGACUUCCCUGCAUUUGGGUAGAGGGACCUGAGUUUUCCUUGUGUGUCUGAGGUUGUGUGUGCAAAUGUGUUUUCUCUGAGGAACUCUUGGAAUCCAUGGAAGACCUGGUUAACGUGUCACUGUCCCCUUAAAUAUCUUUUUGGCAAUGAAAUCUUAUGAGCACCAAUGCUAGCAUGAUUCUAAAAUGUAUUGUCCUUGCACUACAUAUCAGCCGAUACCAUCUUUCACCAUGAGCUCAGUAAAUGAUCUCCUGGGGUGUUUGGGAGCGUUCUCCUGUAUCGGACUGAACCGUGUUUAAUCCACGUUUAAACCGUAUGUAGCACUGGACAGGGGACGAGGUCAGAUGAAGUUGACCCUGGCUGCUCUCUUGAACACAGACUUGCGGUGCCACCUACUACAUAAACCGUGUCACGUUUGCAGUGUAAGUCUUUAUCCUGGUUUGACUUUUGACUUGGAUUAUAUUCCCAGUGUGAGUUAACGCAACCCAGGUGAGGGACAGUUCCUGGGGUAGAGGACAAGAAAUGCCCUGAGGGUUAGUGUGUGUGUGUGAGUGCAUGCAUUUGUGUAUGUGUGUUUUACGUUAUUUUGUGUUGCUUGCAAUACUUUGUUUUGAAAAAAGGUUAAACAUGUUUGACUACAAUGGUAGUAACACGAAUGACAUGUUCAUUCUUGUGAGCCUCAAUGUCUCCACAGUGAAGCCGAGUGGCUUAUUGUUUGCUGCAUCUCCGUUUGUUUUUACAAUGAAACAGAGUCCUAGGGGGUCAGGCGGGCUAAAUACUCCAAUACGAGAACACUUCUCCAUCACAUCAAUUCCUUUUAAUGUUAGCUCUGACUUUGAGGUAGUUAAAAACUGACAAAUACUGACAUAAAUGUUGGUCAUACUGACAAGAAAUAAUUGGAUGGUCUAACUUGGAAACUAAAUCAAAUUGAGAGAAAAUGUUGCUAUGUUGUUUUUAUUUGAGCUGAGUGCGCUGGGAAGUGUUGUUCUUUAUAGUGUGACUGACCCACCUGAUCCUUAGUGGACCCUUGCUGAGUGAAAGUGAAAGGGAGCCAGUUUAUCCGGUGGGAAGGACAUGUCUGGUCUGCUUGUAACCAAAAACAUUUACUGGAUAAGUGACUUACUUUCCAUAAAAAUGUUCAGACAGAAAAUGCUGAAUAAUUUGACAUGUCUUAUUGAAGGAAUAGAAUCGGUUCAUUUUUUGGGGGGGGUUUAGACAAAAAAAAGUAUUGUUUGUAUAAAAAAAAAUAGAAAUAAAAGUUAAAAAUUAUUGUGAAGGGAUGUAAUCCUAAUAUGACGAUAUAUUGUUUUAAAACAAUAUGAAUUAAUUAAGAAUGCUGAAUUGAUUUGAAAACUGACCUUUUUCGAAGAGGUUACAUGUUGAUACUCUCUCACAGCUUUUUGAUUUAAAGGAGCAGAACAUGUUUAACACUUAGAUGAAGCAAUAAUGUUCUGAAGAACAGUGGAGAACGAAGAAGAACAGACUUCAUGGACAAACAGACGUCAGCAAACCAACAAAACUCCCUUCUUUACUGUAUGAGCCUCAGUUGACUAAGCACCAAUCUGAAUUUCCGGAACUUUUCGCCACAUUUCUGGACGUAAGCAAGAGGAAAUGAGAAUGGCAGACUAUUAAUACACGUCAUCAGUGCUGCCUAUUCACUAAUGCACUCCCUGAGACUUGAGAUACUGGACAUAUUGAAGGAUAUCACUGUUGCGGACUCUUACUUGCUGGAACUGCUGACAGCUUGUGGUUUGUCCCUGGGUGAAAGGGAUGAACAGCAAUGUAUACUGUACCAACCAACGCAGCUAUACUAAAAAACUAACGCAGUCACCUCCACCACCUAUUAAACUCUUGCUAUAGUAUGUCACCACGCUUUUCUCCUCUUCAGCGCUCCAUGGAAAAUGGCCUUGGAUGUAAACGACUUGUACAUGUCAUUUUUUCAAACCUUUAGAUUCUAGGUAUUUUUAUAGUUGAGGGGGGAAAAAAUUGAAUUUCUCUUCAUUUUCUUUUUGGUCUUCUGCUGAAAAAUAUGAUCCUCCCCCAUGGGAGGGUCUUGUGUAUGCCGCUCUAGCAUGUAGCCCGUACACGUCAAUUUCUCCCUUCUGUGAAUCACAACCAGAUAUUUAUUCUACAUUUCACUUUGCAGUCUCUGCCCUGUUGUUUCUCUCUAAUAGCAGUUGUUUUUGAGGGAAAAGUUUGUAAAUAGUUUUGGAAUCUAUGGAUUCUCAAGGGAAACUGGCAUUCAGUGGAUUUAAUUGUUGAAUGCUACUCGAGGGGAAAUUGUUGAUUUGAGAAAAAUAUUUGAUUAUUUUAGAUUGAAAUAUAUAUCUUGUACUCAAGGUAGCAUACAGUACAUUUCAAAAGUGUUGCAUUGAGCACCCAUUGAAUUGACAACACUGGCGUGCUUCAGUCUCGUCUGACCACUUCAAAAUGUCUGUUUAUGGUGAGGUCAUUCCACUUCAACCCAACUCAAGUGUGAUCCACUGUAAUGCUGAGGUUGCAGACAGUGGCCUCUUAAAGGGCAUUGUCAUUGUAGUCAACGUCAGUGACACAUGCCACCUCUGUUAUCGCCCCAGCUGAGAACAGGCACGGCACAGAACUACUGAUCACUAUUGUAUAUCACUUCCUGAAUCUUUAAAACCGAUCAUUCGGUUCACUGAUCCAUAUCAUAUGGAGGUCAGUGGAGUUGCACUGCGCCUGAUGCCUCGGGACAGAUAGUGAGGCCUCAGAAAGCCAGCCCACAGAGGGCUGAACUGUCUGAGUGGUUCAAGUCAUUCUGCCUUUGAGUGUAAUAGGUUGCUUUCCCCAGCAGAUAUGAGGCUCAAGAGGCUUCAACCAAUCAUUUACUACUACAGUACCCAGCAGCCAGUGGUGCAUUACUAGGAGGAAACCGUAAGACAUAUCUUCCCCUAUCUUACAUGGAUACAGCAGCAGGAUUACCCUAUUUUCUUUUUAUUCCUUGUUUAUUUUUUAUUUCAGACUGUCUACUGUAGUUUAGACAGCUAGUUGUGAGACUUACACUAGCAUGAUUGCUAGCUGACUGAUUAGACUUAGACUAAGAGUCCUGUCCAGACAUUAAACUUGAUUCAAUGGGAUUCUCUAAUGCACUUUAAACACGUUCCAAUUUCUUUUUAACCACAUCAUUUUAAAACUGACCAAAGAACCGAAGUUUUACUUCUCACUGACCAUUUUAACUAUCGGCUCACAAUCUCUUCUUUGCUGAAAUUUGAAAACGUUAUCAUCAGAAAAGUAAUUCAGUAUCAUUGCUGAGUCCAACUCUGCCCUGAAAAACAGGCCUGCUAGUCUUAACACUGUGCCUCACUCUCAUAAUUUCCCCUCUUACUAACCUGAUGACGAGCCCUUGGAAAGGACUGACCGUAUGUGACUGUCAGUUUGUUAAAUUAUAAUUAUAAAAAACUUAAAUGUGUAUAUAAAAUGGAAUGUGAAUUUUUUGCUCUCACACUAGCUUCCAAUGUCCAAAGAAAGUUUUGCUCAAGGCACAAACAUCACUACUAUAGUAGUGCAUGGCUUGCCAUUUAAAAUGAAUGGGAAGGGAAAAAAGAGAACAUUGUAGAAACAAGACUUGUACAACUGAAGUUUAUUCUUAUUCUGAAGGAUAAUGUAUUGUUUACUGCUCUAUGUUUUUCUUUGAAGAUCUGAAUGAUGUAAUCCUUGUUCUUGGGGAAUUAUAAUUUCAAGUCAUUGUAAAAAGGUCAAAGAAAACAAUGAAGUAAGAUUAGAAAAUAAAUCAAAUAAUAAAAUGA
Messenger RNA from Salvelinus namaycush (lake trout), 8837 nucleotides. RefSeq names its product rab11 family-interacting protein 3-like. Gene Ontology annotation, molecular function: calcium ion binding. Gene Ontology annotation, cellular component: midbody; cleavage furrow; recycling endosome membrane. Gene Ontology annotation, biological process: regulation of cytokinesis; endocytic recycling. Bases 1527 to 4754 code for a protein of 1075 amino acids. Lineage: Eukaryota; Metazoa; Chordata; Actinopteri; Salmoniformes; Salmonidae. The transcript is spliced from 12 exons. The record is from RefSeq and is a predicted model, not a curated record.